This is a messenger RNA of Spathaspora passalidarum NRRL Y-27907, 2747 nucleotides long. RefSeq names its product Mir1p (gene MIR1). Gene Ontology annotation, cellular component: mitochondrial inner membrane. The record is from RefSeq and is a predicted model, not a curated record. The transcript has a single exon. Gene Ontology annotation, biological process: mitochondrial phosphate ion transmembrane transport. Gene Ontology annotation, molecular function: phosphate transmembrane transporter activity. NCBI's taxonomy places the organism in Eukaryota, Fungi, Ascomycota, Pichiomycetes, Serinales, Debaryomycetaceae. Bases 27 to 848 code for a protein of 273 amino acids.
UUGGUUGUGGUGUUACCCAUGGUGCUAUGUGUCCAAUUGAUGUCGUUAAGACCAGAAUUCAAUUAGAACCAACUGUCUACAACAAGGGUAUGUUGGGUUCUUUCAAGCAAGUCGUUGCCAACGAAGGUGCUGGUGCUCUUUUGACCGGUUUAGGUCCAACCAUCUUAGGUUACUCCUUACAAGGUGCUUUCAAGUUCGGUGGUUACGAAUUAUUCAAGAAGAACUUUAUUGAACUCUUGGGUUACGACACUGCCAAGCAAUACAAGAACUCCAUUUACAUUGGUUCUGCUGCUUUAGCUGAAUUCUUUGCUGAUAUUGCUUUAUGUCCAUUGGAAGCUACCAGAAUUAGAUUGGUUUCCCAACCAACCUUUGCUGAUGGUUUGAUUGGUGGUUUCGGUAGAAUCUUGAGAGAAGAAGGUGUUGGUUCUUUCUACAAUGGUUUCACUCCAAUCUUGUUCAAGCAAAUUCCUUACAACAUUGCUAAGUUCUUGGUUUUCGAAAGAGCUGCUGAAGCCAUUUACGCUGCUAUCCCAACCCCAAAGAAGGACUUGUCCAACUCUACCAACACUUUAGUUAACUUAGGUUCCGGUAUUAUCGCUGGUUGUGCUGCCGCUAUUGUUUCUCAACCUGCUGAUACUUUAUUGUCCAAGGUCAACAAGACCAAGAAGGCUCCAGGUCAAUCCACUGUCGGUUUAUUGGUUCAAUUAGCUAAGCAAUUAGGUAUCAAGGGUUCUUUCACCGGUUUACCAACCAGAUUGAUUAUGGUCGGUACCUUAACCUCAUUGCAAUUCACCAUUUACGGUACUAUUAAGAAGGCUUUAGGUUGUCCACCAGCUGUUGAAUUAUAAGCUGAUUGAAUAACUCGUUACUACAUUUGAACUAUUAGGAUUGGCUUGUAUCAUAGAUUUUUCUUUACCAACCUCAAUUCACAUUUUCUAUGUAGUGUUUUGUUUAUAUUUUUAUUAGUACAUAAAACCAAUUUCAUUUCGUCAAUAGAUCAUUAUUUUGUAAUGUGAUAAUAGUUUGCAAUUUUUUUUUCUCAUCGCCGUAUCUCCGAGAUUCAAGUUUGUCCGAGGCGUGUUGUAACACAUGCUAUAUAUAACAACGUUCGCUAAUUGAAGUUCCACUUCGUGUAUCACACAUUCAAGUGUAACCCACUGCCAAGCUAGUAUGAGACUUCCCCCGAGAUUAAUUCCCCAAGAUCUUGUGUUGUGCUCUUAGUCCUCCCCGGAGAAUUCCGGUGCGUGAUUAAUAAAAUUUUUAACACACUUGAAAAAAAAAAAACCGUGUGUGAUGUGUUUGUGACGUAACUAGGAAUACGUGACCGGAUGUGGUCUACUACACCCUCGGAAUGAGAACGUGCUGAAACAAAAGAAACGUUAUUUACAUUUCGCGAUACUGGGGAAGUAAACGUUUAGCAAUUGGUUCAUUGAUCGACUAUAAUUAGUAAGGCAUCAUGUGCUUAUGUGAUGAGUGAUGUGAUCCACAAAUUGGCUAGGUAUGUACCAAUAUGGGCUAUGUUUUUCUGAUGUUCUAGCAAAAAAGGCAAUAUUUUUCUUCGCUAUUCCCAAUUGGCUAUUUAUUGCUGCAAAUUUCAUAAAACCAGAGUACAAAAGUGUUUAGAUUUAUCAGCCUUUGUAAGAAAAACUAGAAUAUAGGUGUAACUUAACACAUUACUAUAUUAAAUAUCUAAUUAAACUGAAUCCUGAUCAACUUUACUGGGAAGUUUAUCUUCAAACACAUCAUCAAACUCGUUACUAACUGGAAUUGUCUGUCUUUGUCUAUCAAUAAAGUAAUUACCCACAUAAACACAAGCAGUUAUAAACUCCAUCGUGGUAGCCAAUACAUAUUCAUAUGUUACAAACUGAGCACUUAACCCAUUCGCAGUAUAAUUUGACAUGUCGUAAUAAUUCAUCUUCGUAAUGAAAAUAGAAAUUACUCCAAAGAUCCCUCUGAUGGUGAUGAAUGGUGCUACUAUAAAGAUACUGUAAAUAUUACAGUGUCUUACUCCUUCUUUGUAGUAAACAUAAAUAGCCAACAAGAUUGCAAUUAAAGUAAGGGAAAGGAACAUUACCUGACCAGUGGUUCUUAAUGCCUUGGCAGUUAUGAUCUUGUUUGGAUCAGGGUUUGAAGGAUCCUGGCCAGCUAAAGUAGACCCACCACUAAUUACAAGAGCAUUGGCCGGGAUCAAUAAUAUAUGAAACACACUAGCCAAGGGGAAUCGUGCACGUAAUUUCUCUCUGAUCGUAGUGGCACGAGCUAAGUUCUGUUUCUUUUGUUCUUUACUUGGUCUAAACCAAGAUUGACCAAAUUGGUAAAGUUGUGCAUUGGCAAUCAAAUGGAAAGAACAAAGCACCAACACAAAGUAACCUUCAGCACUAAAUACAAGGUACGCGAUUAACCAUUGCCAAUGUUCAUAGCCCAAUGCCGAAAACACCACCCCACACAUUUGACCACAUACUCGGAAAACCCCGUAUACUAAAAGCGAAGUAUAGAUUGAUCUGAACCCCUUUUCGGACACAAUUUUGAUUGUCAAUGAAAGAUAUAUCACAUAAAGGACAAGGAAAAUCGAAGCAGCAAUACCAGAAUUUCUAUCAACAAACGUCAUUGUAUUAAAAAAAAGCGUUAUCGAAUAAAACUUCUAAAGUACAAUAAAAGGUCAAUGGGAUUAUGCCUGAUAUAAAUAUGAUCGAAAUCGAAUCAUGAAGAGAGGGGGCACCUUUAUGGCCCCUUUGUAAACUCAGAAC